Molecule: messenger RNA, 9484 nt
Organism: Dendronephthya gigantea
Lineage: Eukaryota; Metazoa; Cnidaria; Anthozoa; Malacalcyonacea; Nephtheidae
Product: protein furry homolog
Exons: 60
Coding region: 140-8536 (2798 amino acids)
Biological process (GO): cell morphogenesis; neuron projection development
Cellular component (GO): cell cortex; site of polarized growth
Source: RefSeq, a predicted model, not a curated record
ACAUGCAAGCUAAAAGACAUAUACUAAAUAUAUAGUCAUAGAAAGACUUCAAACGUAGUUGCAUUGUUACAACUCCGGAUACAACUGGAGUAAAAGUGACAAAAAUAUGACACUAACAUGAUAACACAAAAGUUAUAACAUGACAGCCCACGAAAAUAUUGCUGCAUCUUCUGGUGAGGUAUUACCAUGGCUGUCCUGUGUUGAGAAACAGUCAGAACUUACUGAUGUUACUCCUGGAGAAUAUGUCCUCAGAACACUAUUUUCUGAGUUUACAAGUCUCACUGACAGAAAGCUUGAAUAUGUUCUGGCUGAACCAUUGGAAAAACCACUGUCAAAAUCGCUGCAACGUGGUGAGGAUCCUCAGUUUGAUCAACUUCUACGUUCGCUCAAUGCAGUUGCCAAAUACAGCUUGUCAUCUCUUCUUAAAACAUUGUUCCAAUGGUAUUCAUUGCAGAAAGAGCAACGUCCAAGAGUAGAUUCUGUUGAUGGUCCGAAGAAUAAAAAUGGCAGUAAGAACAAAGGAGGAUUACCCGAUUCCCCAAAACUGGCCACGAAGGCCUCUGGUAAAGAACUGGACUAUCUUAUGGAGAGAAGAGACCAUGCAAUUGAUUUUUUGUUGUGUCUGGUGCUUAUUGAAGUUUUAAAACAGCUUCCAGAACAUCCUGUUGAUGAGUCACUAACUAUCCACAUUGAAAAUCUUGCGUUCAAAUGUUUUAAGCAACGAAGUUCGUUUGGUGACAGCCCUAGUGCGACUAAUGCGAAUAUUAUCGCCGCAUUGUAUGCUGAGGUUAUUGGAGUGCUCGCCCAGACCAGAUUUCAGUCUGUCAGAAAACGCUUCCUGGCGGAGUUCAAGGAAAAUGCUGGAAACAGUGAAAUGUUGGUGAAUGUCAUAUGUGGAAUGAAAUAUCUUAGAAUUAAGCUUUUCCCAGUUGAACACGUCGAGGAGACAUUUAUGUUCUUGCAGGAUUGUGCAAAUGUUUUUAUUGAAACAAGAGACAGAGAUAAAGAUGUGAAAUAUGCAUUAGCUGGCGUGUUUGUUGAGAUAUUAGUUCCUGUUGCAGCUACAGCAAAAAGAGAACUUCAUAUUCCAGCUUUGAAGAAUUUCAUUGAUUUGCUUUAUCCUUAUGCAUUCGAUAUGUCAAAGAAGAAUAAACAUCUUCAUUCUAUGUAUCCGUUAGUUGCUGUUUUGAUGUGUGUUGGUCAGAAACAGUUUUUCUUGACUCAUUGGCCAUUUCUACUAAAUGCGUGUUUGACUAAUAUUAAGCAUCGUGAUACGAAAUUACAAAGGAUAUCUUUAGAAUGCCUGUAUCGAAUGUUGUGGGUGUAUGUAAUCCGUAUUAAAGGUGAAAAUAACACAACAACAUUAAGUCGUCUACGAAGUGUUACUGAUGCAUUAUUUCCAAGAGGUGGAAGAACAGUGAACCCGCGUGAUGUUCCAAUCACUAUUUUUGUCAAAAUAGUUCAUUUUAUAUCACAUUACAAUCUAGACUUUGCAAUGCAGGACAUUAUCUUUGAUCUCUUGAGUGUUGGACGUUUCAGACAGAUUUAUCCUGAGAGGAUGAAUAUUGGUCUAAGAUCGUUCCUGGUGAUUGUGGAUAGUCUGCAAAAGAAGGAAGGUGACCCUCCAAUGCCAAAUACAACUGGAAUAUUACCAUCAGGAAGUUCUUUACGCGUGAAAAAAAGUUUCCUAAAUAAGCCAUUGACUGAAGAAGCCGCCAAAGAUCUUGGAAUUUUCAAGUAUUUUCACAGUGUAUGUAAAGCACUGGAGAACAUUCUUAACAAUCUUGACCUGCAAGUUGGGAGACCAUUGAUGAAGAACAGUCAACAGUGUUCAAAUAAAGAUCCUUAUGAUAUGAUCACUGGAGAGAGAAAACCUAAGAUUGACUUAUUCCGAACAUCUGUUGCCUCAAUACCUAAGUUGAUUCCACAUGGUAUGAGUAAAAAUGAUAUUGUUGGCUUACUAUCAAGAUUAACUAUUCACGUCGACGAAGAACUGAGAAGUCUUGCAUUUUCAUCACUGCAGAGUUUGAUUAUUGAUUUUGUGGAAUGGAGAGAAGAUGUAAUUGUUGGUUUCGUGAAUUUCAUCAUGCGGGAAGUUCAGGAUCAUCACGCAGCAUUAUUGGAUGGAUUGUUGCGAAUGGUUUUAAAGAUGUUGGCCCAAUGGAAGACAUUAAUCACCAUGUCUGAAUAUGAACGCAAGGGCACAUUUCAACAAGCUGACAUCACAAUUCCUAUGAAUGCAAUUCACUGUAUUGAAGGAUGCGGGCUGGCUAUGCUCUGCAGUGUUCGCCAAAUACCGCGGAAAUUAGCUUUGUCGUUGCUGAAAGAAGCUCGGGUGUUGGGCAAUCUCGUUGCGAAGAAUAGUUCGGAAAUCUUUGUGAUGGAUAUAAUUGAUGAGAUCUCGUCGGAUAUUUUGACCAGUGUUUUGAAAAAUAUAUCACCAGAGGAUAAGAGUUUGUUCAGUUCAUCUAUCAACAUGGAUCUACAGUGGUUUGUGGAUAGAUUACCGCCAUGUUUUGAUACUGAAACUGGCGAAUGUGGCGAAGCACGUCAUAAUGAUCUGUGGUGUUCAGUUGUAUCUCAAUUACUACUUAAGAAAAAUAUUCCUGACUCAUGUCCAGUGGCUACACAGUUCAGUUGGCAAGCAGUUCACCAUAGAAUGUUUACUGUUUAUUCUUUCAUUGAUCAAAGUCCUUCUGGUAUGGAUUCAUUGACAAGUCUUGGCUCUGUUUACAGUCGUUCGGCAAAGAAAGUAUUUAAUUUAUCCGAUAUUUACUUGUGGCAGAAUUAUUUAAUGUUCGCCUGUACCGUUCAUCCUGUCACCACUAUUGAUCAACUCACGUGUGAAAACGACAAUGGAAAUUCUUCAGACGAAGGAAAGUCUGAUCCAAGACCAUCGACGCCUGACAGAGUAGAAAGUUUAUUUAGAUUUGCAGUGGCUUUAGUGCGCAAUGAAUGCAGUGAAGUACGAAAUGCUGUUAUCACGUGCCUGGGAAGAGUCAGUCCUGCUUCGUACAAGGAGUUUGUUGACGAGCUUCAAGUAUCAUUAUUACAAUAUGUUUUCGAGAAACGUACUGAGAAUUUACGAAAGCGUAAGAAAAGAGAUAAUAUACGAACAUAUCUGGCGAAAAUCUUUGAACUGAAUGCAGAGCAUGGUUGCUUCAGAGAAAGUCCUAGCGUUUUAUCCGAAGAAGGUGCUUUAUCUCCGACGUUCGUUGAUUACAUUGAGAACACAAGAUUAUAUUUCUGCAGUGGUGAAGCCGACAGAGAUCCUUCAGCUGUACAACAACUUAAACUUAAUUUUGCAAGAUUUAUUUAUAAUAUGAUAAAGAGUAUUCCACAUUGUACACUAUGCAAAGGCCAACUACUCUCUAAUGAGAUCAGAGGAAACCUAUUUUCGCUCUUAAGUUCGUGGUGUUCGAAAGCAAGCAACUCUCCGCCUUUUGAGAAAAUGAGCUUGCUACCACCAGAUAAACGAAGGGAGCUGGAAAUUGCAGCUAUUCAGGCUCUGUGCGCCGUACUUUGUUGUGGUCCAGUAUUUGAUAAAACUGGACUGACCGAUAAUGGUUAUUUUUAUCAAUGGAUUGAGAAUGUCUUGUCUUCGCCAGACGAAAAGAUAAAUUUUCUUGGUCAGGAAACUGUGGAAGUUCUUCUUGACUUAAAUGAUGAUGUUCCAUCAUUACUGGAAUGGGUUAUCAAUAAAUGUUACACAGGAAAUAAAGUGAUUUCUAAUAAAUGUUUCCAGGCUCUCACAACUGUCAUGAUUAGAAGGCCAUAUCCUUGUGAAGCAAUCUCUGUCAUCGGUGUGGUUCUUUUCAAGACCUCCAGUGCUGAUCCAGGAGAACGAGAAAAAGCUGCUCAGUUGUUGCAACUGUUGGAAAGACGUUUCCUCUCAUACUGUGCACCAGGUUUAUCAAAAUAUUCUCAAAGCCCAAUGGACUUAUCACACCGAUUGGCAAAUUUCCAUCCGGAACUUACGAUCCCUCUGCUUGCUGAACUAACAUACAGAUUUGAGACCGCACCUUUUGCAUACCAACGCAUUAUCUUGAAGUAUAUGUUACCAUGGUUAUGUAACGUUCAGCUGGUGGAUAUCAAUAGAACAACACCUGGUACACGUGACUCGCCUGACGAGGAGAUAGUAAACAAUGCUGACAUUGAGAGUCCAAUGCCACAUAUAGAGAUGACAGGGGAUGGAUGGGGAUCAAGUAAAGCCACCCAACUGGUUCUUAAUAAUCUAUUUCUCCUAACUGUCAAAUACGGUGAAGAUUUUAAUGUAGAAUUUGAAGAUCUCUGGACUGCAUUGUCUAACGCUUGGAUUGGAAAUAACCACGAAAUUUUGAAUUAUCUCAACAUUCUCGCAGGAGUCGCUUCACAUCGAGAAUUUUUUCCGCAUGCGAAGAGACUUAUCGUGUAUUUAGUGCGCGCCAACAAGGAAGGCACAAUACAAACAUUAAUGGAAGAACUUCAGUUGACAGAACCAGUUGCACCUCAGUUUGAACGAUGUGAUCAACCUCCAUACUACACCAUGAUUUAUAAAGAUCAUUCAACUUCGAUCCUCGCCGAUAGUGAUGACAGUAAAGAAGAAAAAAGAAACGAAAUUAAAAUUAAAAAAGAUAUUGAUGUUGUUGAAACUAAGGCAGUAGAAAAUUUGGAGCAAAUCCCUAACAACAAGUCGGUGUCUUGCAAAGAUAUAGAAAUCACACUUUGUGAAGAUCACAUGAAAGAUUCAUUCUCUGAUAAUCUCGACUGGGCUGAAUCCUGGGUGUUCUCUGUUAACAAUCAUCGUAGUCGUUUUGGCUCAGGACUUCCAUUACCAACACCUCAAUCAGAACUUAGGUUUGCUUCGUUAAUUGAUGUACUGCCUUUACCUCAGAUGGUCACACCUUUAUACAGAUGCAAUUUUUCAUUAAUUUUGCUGAGUGAAGUUAUCCGCGAUCAGCCAAGAGUGAAUUGGCUGCCACAUCUUCCCUUGAUUCUACACGUUGUUUUUCUAGGUUUCGACCACAGUAAAUCUCUCAUUCAUGAACAUUGCAAAAGCCUGCUGGUCAAUCUUGCAAUCAUCCUUGUGUUAGAAGGAAAUUACUCGAGCAUUGCGCAUGCUCUGAUGAAGUUUCAAUAUUUCUCACAUUGUGCGGCUGAUCUUCGUUAUAACACUGACACAAACAUUCCUCGUGAUGGAACCGUGCUCUCCCUCCCAGAGAAAGAUGCUCCAAAUGAAAGCGACCUGAGUACGUUAGAAAGUCAGGUUGGAGAUAACUGGACGGAAAAAGUAAAGUGGCUCAUCUGGCACUUGACGCAGAGUGAAGGUAAACCUCUGUGGAGUUUUGAAGAUAUAACCACAAAAUCACAGGACAUAAGAAGUGCUACAGAGCUCACUGAAUUCCUUGUACGAGUGUUGGAUAUAUUUGACAGCAAGUUUCCAGGAAGUGAUAUUAGAGGAAAUUGGGCACGAGUUGCAUCGAAGUGGGCAAUUUCAUGUUCAUCACGUCAUUAUGCAGGUAGAUCAUUCCAGGUAUUACGAGGCUUAGCAGUUCAGUUGUCUUGGUCAGUCUUGUCGGAUAUUUUAUCCCGUCUCGCGGAGUCCGUUGGUGACAAUAACGAAGAUGUUCAGGGUUAUGUAAUGGAAAUACUGCUAACAUUAGAUUCUGCAGUUCAACAAUCUGGUGAAUGUAAAAUAAAACCAAAAAUUGUUUUCAUCAACGUUGGAGAUGAUGAGAAUGUAGAUGAAGACAGCGGUGAACAAAUGCUUGGAACAUCGACCCCAGAACGAGCAAUACGUAAUUUACCAAAUAAAUCAUAUGGCCAUAUCAGGUCGUUAAGCAGCGGAUGUGAUCUACGUGGUAGAUUCAAUCAUUUGGAAGAUCGUGGCAGGUUCAGUCAGUUGGAAGAAAUUUCUUCGAAAAUGAGGAGUGUGAGCCUGCAGUCAUUACGUCUUACUAAUGAUAAUACGACAGCAUUGAGCCAAACUGAUCUACUUUCAAGAAUAUUCUGGAUCGCUGUGUCUCUGAUGGAAUCGGAUUUCGAACAUGAAUUUGUCAUGGCAGUUAAACUGUUAUCAAAGGUGUUAAACCUUAUUGAUUUGAGUCACAAAAGCACUCUGGAACGUCUUGAGUCACUUCUUUAUAAACUGAAAUGGCCCCAGUUUUCUGGAGUGCAGAUGUUACUGCUGAAGGGCUUAACAUCUGCAACAACAAGUGCUCCAACGAUUGAAUUGAUCAAGAAUACCAUUCCUUAUAGUAAUAUUUCAAUUAUGGAUGUCUCGGAGUACUCAGGUGUUGCCCUAAGCAUCCUCGCUCUGUUACCUUACAUGAUACAACGUUUCAAUGAACCAGAUGAAUUUUGUUUAAGUUGUGCUGCGACAGUCGGACAGGUUUGUGUGAACAACAACAUGCUUGGUUUUGGUAAACUGUUUGCAAUGUACAAUCAACGUACUUAUCAUAAAACUGUCCAGAUGUGGACUGAAGGUGUAUGUCGGUAUAUUCAUGAAUUUUAUCGUCAGAGCAUUCGUAUCUUGUUGGCAUUUCUUACUGAACUGCUUGAACGAGGACCUCAAAUAAAUCAGACUGCAGUAUUGAAUAUCACUUGUGCUUUAAUGAGACAUAUUGAUUUCAAACUAUCCAGCACUAGACAUAUCCUUAUACCGACUUUGAAAGUCAUAUCAAAGCAUAUCAAGGAUGAUCUCUGGAAGGAAUCAUUAAACGUAUUAAAGCUUGCAGUCUCUAGCUGUUCCCAAUUAGAAAUCCCAGUGCAACGUGCGUCCAGUUUGAUAUUUGAUAGUACAUGGUCGCUUGAUCAGAGUGCGUCUGCUAGACAAGAGCUUCCUGGAAAGACACUCGACUUUACUUUUGAUCUUUCACUUACGGCUGGAUCAGCUCAAGAAGGCCAGGAUAUACCGCAGAGGGGGUUAAAUGAAGCUUCUGCAUGGAAAAGACCUCAAUUAUCACAGCGUCGUACAAAGGAACGUCUCGUGAGCGUGCUUCAUGUGUGUGGUCAUCACAUUGGCUUGAAACAGAGUCCAUCUGUGGUGUUCAGUUCAUCCAGUGAUUUAAUGGUUGAAAAACAGGCUGGUAGCGAUCAUUCUUCUUCAGAUGAAAAUCAGUAUGCUGAUGGAGACAGCAAAGACGAAACACAAGCUAACCAGGCACAACAGUUGAUUGGAGUAUUCACUGGUUUUGAUUUCUUGGAUGACGAAAUUGAUGAGCAUGAUGAUGAUCUUAGUGGCUUUCGUUGGGAUCUGCCAUCAGGUGAAUAUACUACACCAGAACCUGGCGAAUCAAGGUUACGUCAUAGUCCACUCUCUGGUUCUGAACCUGAUAUAGCUGCUUUUAGACUAGACACUUCGGAUGAAGAUGACGAGAUCUCUCGGUCGUUGACUAGCACAAUCUCACCAAGCGUUACAAUGCCGCUGACAGAAGAGGCUCUUCGAGCCCACGAUAAGUCCAAAGGAUUUUCAUCGAACGCUCAUUAUUCACCCCCGUCGGAGUCCAGCCAAGAGUCGGUGGAGUUAAACAUUUCACCACGUCAACCAAGAUUUGUAACGUCAGUACUUGAUAUGCAGAAUAUUGAUGAACAAUGGAAGUCACACGUGACAUCUUUAGUCAACGAUACCACUGGUUCAGCGGCUGUUAAUACAUUUGCAUUGCUAGCGUUACUCUUACGUCAUAUACGACGUAAAGUAAAUGACAUAACAAGGCAAUGUUGUAAUGUUUUAGAUAACAGCUUGUUUGGUGUAACAACGUUAUUCAUUGAUAUUCUCGAAGUUUUGGAUAUCCAAGGAAACUGUCCUCAUGUGUAUAUGGACAGUGAAACAGUUCGACGAUCAAAGAUAUUAGAACGUCAGAAGUUUAUGGUCUUGGAGAUGGAUGAUCACUACAGAAGCUAUAAAGAAAUGUUCCACAAUGCAGAACGUGCUUUAGAAAGAUUGCGUUCCGCAGCUAAACCUCAAGGGGAAUAUCCCUCAUCACAUGAUAGAGAUAUGUUGAGUGCAGAAGAGAGCAAAUACGAAGAUUAUGAAAUAGCAUUAUGUUGGGCGUUGUAUAAACUGCAUUUCCAAGUUCUUCUCUUUUUGGAUAGUUAUUCAAGAUUAUUUGAACAUCUUCACAGACAAGCCAGCAAAGCUGAUAUUGUAGAUCUUACAAACAGAGUUGGCCUGGUAAGAAAUGAAAUUAUUUCAGCUUUGGCCUCAAUAAAACACACUCCAGUUGAUCUAUCAUCCGAAAAGUCGGUGGACCCAAGCGAUAAUCACACGUAUGGUAGUGUGACAGAAUCCAUAAUGAGAAACCUUCACACAAACAACACAGAAUUUGCCGUAAGAACUCUACACGUUUAUCAGGAGAAAUUUCGUAAUAAAGGUGAUCAAGAUGAUGCUGAAUUGUUAACGAAGUUAUACGCAAGAUAUUUGGUAGAAAAAAAGCCGGGAGCUGUUGCUAUGUCAAAACCGGAGUUCACUUUACCACCAGUUAUCAGUGAACUGAAAGAAAUGACAAUUCAUGUUCUCUCUGUUAUAGAAAAACUCAGUCCUGCAGAUAAAACGUAGGCUCUGCUGCUCUAAAGUUUAUUUGAUAGGAAAGUCGCCAUGGGUUAGGUUUAAAAAUAUUCGGUCAUUAACGUUUAUUUUUCUACUUGACAAGCGCAAAUACUGCUGGACGCAGCCAAACGUGUAACGCAUGCGCGAUGAGCAGUUAAAGGAAAACCUGCCAUCAAAAAACACAUGCAGGAGACGUAAAAGACGGCGGUCUUCCAUUGUUGCGUUUUUUAUCCGGGCGUACGCGCAAGUCCACAGAACCAAACCCAAUACAUCUAUUCAUUCAAUAGCUUCACGCUAAUCAUUUCAUUCAGAUGAUGUUUAAUCUUUUUCUUGCGUGUACGUACGUACAGAAUACAAGACAGUAGAGAUCAGCCUGAAGGGCCAGUUUGUGUGACCACAAGUGGGCAGGUUGCAUGGCCUGUGUAUGGACAAAAACAUAGCCAAUUAAGUGCUUGACAUCAUUUACGGGGAAAAAUCGAUGAAAGAUCAUUGUUUCGAAUAUAAUAGCUGAUAAGUUAGGAUGCCUACCUAAGCUGGGAUGAUCCGAAGGGACGAGGAGAAGGCAGAUUGCUAGCACCUCGCUUUUGCCCACAUUAAUUUUACUCCUUAUAUAAAUAAAUAUCACAAGUUUGUGAUUCAGUUUUCUAGGCGCUGCACUAGUUACUUUGAAAUUAGAAUGUUUGAUACAGCGUUUUUUAAGAACCCUGUUCUAUCAAAAUAAGCGAAACAAUAUUAUAAUAGAUUAUUUACGUUAAUCAAGUUAUAAAGAGGGUCCUCAGAGAAGAGUCGUUAAUUUCAUAAAUUAUAUUUGUGUGAAAACUUUCACUGGAUCGUAGCAGGUUUAAUUUAUUGGAGGCAUUUUAUUAGUGAAAAUUAAGCUUAUAUUUAAUUGUAAUAAAUUAUGUUAUUGCGUUUUAUAUUCGUUGUAUAUAACUUGUUUUAAGUUGUAGAAUAAAU